UUAUAAUUUUUCGUUUUCGGGACAAGUCUGAAAGCGAAAAAAGCCCUGUCCCUCCCUCUGUGAAGGAAGCUUUCAAGUCCAAAGUCCCCUCCUUGGCUCCUCCCUCGCUCCAACCGAUUCAUCUCCUCCUCUCUGCAAAACCCCUCUCCCUUUCUACCCCUUUACCUCCAUAGAAUUCUCUUUCACAAGCUCUCCUUCUUCACGCUUUCUCACUCUCUGUCUCCCUCCGUAUCUUUAUCUGUAUCUCUGCAGCUCCAAUAUUGCUGAUUGCAAUGCUUUAGAAACUAAGCAGCCUCCUGCUGGUUCUUCUUAUGGACUAUGAACUUUCAGAUAGUAGUGGCACUGAUGAUGAUCUGCCUCCAUCACAUCCAAAUACAAUCCCGAAGGGAGAAAGAAUUGUAGGAAACGGAAGAUCUGUUGUUGGUUCUACAACAUACUCUAGAAUGCAUACUGACAUGGAGGCUCUAAUUCAUCACCUUGAGCAAGAAGCUUACAGUGCUGUACUGCGAGCUUUUAAGGCUCAGUCUGAUGCCAUUUCUUGGGAGAAGGAGGGUUUAAUAACAGAACUUAGGAAGGAGCUCAGAGUAUCAGAUGAUCAACACAGAGAGCUUCUGACCAGAGUUAAUGGGGAUGAGAUCAUCAGAAGGAUCAGGGAGUGGAGACAGGCAGGUGGACAACAAGCUGCCAGGAGCAGUGCGUCACAACCGAUUCAUGAUCUUGUACCCAGUCCUAGUGUUUCAGGUUCUCGCAAAAAGCAGAAGACAUCCCAAAUGCAGGGUCAACAAGUGCCUGGUUUAUCCUCAAUGAAGUAUGUGCAGUAUCCUUCUACAGGUCCUGCUGGAAACCAUCAUUUUAGUCGCAUUUCUUCUGGAGCCCUUGCUGCAAAUGAACAUGCUGAAGCAACAACUUCUGAUCCAUUAAUCGGAAGGAAAGUGUGGACAAGAUGGCCAGAGGACAACAACUUUUAUGAGGCUGUCAUAACUGAUUAUAACCCUGCUGAGGGCCGACAUGCUCUAGUCUAUGAUAUAAAUACAGCUAAUGAGACAUGGGAAUGGGUUAAUCUCAAAGAGAUAUCUCCAGAGGAUAUCCAAUGGGAAGGUGAGGAUCCGGGAAUUUCACGUCGUGGUGUCCAUGGUGGUCCAGCCCAUGGAAUCAAGAAAUCCAUGAGUCAUGGUGGCUAUCCCAAUGUUGGAAGAGGGAGGGGAUCCACAAAGGGCCAAUCCAGGAGAGAUUUUCUGCAACCACAAAAUGGUUUUCCAAAGAAAGUUUCCGAUGACAUUGAAUUAUUCAACACAGAGUUGCUAGUUCAGAAGGUGGAGAAGGUUUUUGCUUUGAGUCAUCCUGAUCCCCAUGAACUUGAGAAGGCAAAAAAGAUGCUAAAAGAGCAUGAACAGGCACUGAUCGAGGCAAUCUCAAGGCUUGCGGAUGCAUCUGACGGUGAAAGUGGUGAACAGUUCUUUCAUGGCCAAGCAAUGGACAGGGAGUAGAGGUUGAGCAGAAGCAUUUGGCAGAAAACUAUUAUGAUGGUCAAGGAAAGGGCUCGUUUUGGUCGAUUUUUGUCAACCAAGCAAGCUUGUUUAACAUUGUUUUCUUUCAAUUUUUUUCUUUUCCUGAUUGGAUUUGUAUCUUGUACCUCUGAUCCAUUCAAUAGAAACUUUCCACACUUGUAACAUAGACAUGGCCUGACUUUACAGCACACACUUGGAAAAACAGCCAGCCACCCACUUGCUUUUACCUCUUAGGAACCCAUAGACUUGUAGGCUUGACUACCAAAUUUAAUUAAGCUAAUUGUUUCAUUCAUGGGUUUUGACCAUAUUGUAUAAUCAUGCAUGGCAGCUGAUAACAUGCAAGAGUCUUGGAGAUUCAAUGGUUGAUUAUUCUUUUAUUUUUCA
This is a messenger RNA of Manihot esculenta (cassava), 1892 nucleotides long. Its product is annotated as protein EMSY-LIKE 1. Gene Ontology annotation, biological process: defense response to fungus. Lineage: Eukaryota; Viridiplantae; Streptophyta; Magnoliopsida; Malpighiales; Euphorbiaceae. The record is from RefSeq and is a predicted model, not a curated record. Gene Ontology annotation, cellular component: nucleus. The transcript has 10 exons. Bases 312 to 1487 code for a protein of 391 amino acids.